AUGAGGGAUAACCGCGAUUAUCUUAGAUGCAAUGGAAUUUCAUUUUUGUUCAUUGACUGUACAAUGCAGGGGAGUAGACCACGCAAUAACAGUGCCAGUAACCCUCCCCCUGAAAUUACAGAGAAGUAUACCAUUAAAAAGGAGCUCGGUAAAGGAGCUUACGGAACAGUAUACUUGGCUGUAGAGAAUGAAACCAAAAAAGAAGUGGCAAUCAAGCGAAUUGAUGACGUUUUUCGAACAAAAAUAGAUGCAAAGCGAGCUUUACGUGAAAUCGUGAUUUUGCGUCAUUGUCACCAUCCGAACAUUUGCGGUUUGAAAGGCUUAAUCGUACCGCCGGAUCAGUUUACCUACAAAAGUCUUUGGAUGGUACAGGAGUACGGAGGCUGGGACCUUUACCGCCUGCUCCGCAACUCCAAGCGCAUUUCGAAUUGGGGUGAAGCCCACAUCCGUUCCAUCAUGUAUCAGCUCCUCUGCGGCCUUCUGUAUCUCCAAAGCGGGAACAUUGUGCAUCGCGACCUCAAGCCGUCCAACAUCCUCAUCAACAGCCAAUGCGACAUCAAAAUCAUCGAUUUCGGCCUGGCCCGCCAGAUGAACCACCAAUACGCGGAGCAUCGCGAAUCCCGGCGACAUCGCGGAUGCGGGUAUCCAGCACCUCCCCAACCCGCAGCGCCAACUCACCCAGCACGUGGUCACGCGCUGGUACCGCGCUCCGGAGCUCAUUUUGAUGCAGGAAUCCUACAACGCCGCCAUCGACAUGUGGUCCGCCGGCUGCAUUUUCGCGGAGUUAUUGCAGACGCUGGAGCCGGGGAUGAAGGCGCAGCCGCUGUUUCCCGGGAAAACGUGUUUCCCGCUCAGCGCGGGGAGAAAAGAGCGGGGAAACAGCGAGAAGCUGGACGAGGAGUUUCGCGCUGA
Blastocystis hominis is the source of this 912-nucleotide messenger RNA. RefSeq lists its product as hypothetical. Gene Ontology annotation, biological process: protein phosphorylation; intracellular signal transduction. The transcript is spliced from 7 exons. Gene Ontology annotation, molecular function: MAP kinase activity; ATP binding. The record is from RefSeq and is a predicted model, not a curated record. NCBI's taxonomy places the organism in Eukaryota, Bigyra, Opalinata, Blastocystidae. Gene Ontology annotation, cellular component: nucleus; cytoplasm. The coding region runs from base 1 to 912 and encodes 303 amino acids.